This is a messenger RNA of Merops nubicus (carmine bee-eater), 1485 nucleotides long. It is a transcript of the gene BCAS1, whose product is annotated as breast carcinoma amplified sequence 1. Gene Ontology annotation, biological process: myelination. The annotation marks the transcript as partial. The record is from RefSeq and is a predicted model, not a curated record. NCBI's taxonomy places the organism in Eukaryota, Metazoa, Chordata, Aves, Coraciiformes, Meropidae. The transcript has 9 exons.
AUGGGGAACACAAUGAGCACUCCAGAGGAAGGUGAAGAAGACAAUGCAUGUACAGUGAAGAGCUAUCAGGCUCUAUCUGAAUGUCCUGACAGUAUUAAAAAUGGAUCUGUUGCAUUUGUUCAGACUCAUUCUCCUGCAACGAGCAAUGAAGUGGAUGCAAAGGCAAGUGUUGCACGGGAUAAUGUGGCCGUUUCUUCCCCAAAGACAAUGGAGCAGAGCCCGGGUGCCGAGGCGGGCGGGCAGAGCCUCGGGAGCGCUGCCAGGAGAGCUCUGCCAUCUGCCAGGGCCCGCUCUGUCUUUGCCUUCGCAUGGGCUGUACCAGGGCGUACCGGAGACCCAGCUACGGAUUCAUCGCUUGCAUCGGCGAAACUUGAUGUCAGCUCAGAGGCGCCCGACGCGAACAAAGCAGCGAGUGAGAGCCCGGAGGUUCCCGCGGCAGCUGCGCCGGAGGAAGGAGCACAUAAAAACCUGAGCCGGGCCCCUCCGGCCGCAGCGCCCCGUGGCAGCGCCCUCACGGCACCAGCGACACCUGAGGGAGAGGAUGCGGCCACCUCGAAGCCAAAACAAGUAACCUUCUUUGACAGGAUCUUCAAACUGGAGAAGGGGAGCGAAGGGAGGAAAGCACAAACUGAUAGCCAAGAGGAAAGGCGGGCUUCCGAGCUUCCCGACGGGAGCAUCCCAGUGAAAGAGGCUGCUGGAUUACAGACCACAUCAAACAGUGUCCCACAGGGGAAGGAGAUAGAUGACUGCAACCAAAAAGACCUACGCCAGGGCUCGGCAGGUGUCAACCGUCUUGCUGCUGAAGGACCUGAAAAGGCAGAGGUAAAAGGAGAGAGCCCAGCACCAGCUGCUGCAGCAGAUAACUCCGUCAUGAGCUUCCUUAAAACGCUGGUCUCCCCAAGCAAAGCUGAAGCCAAAAGUGAUUCUGAAGACAAGGGAUCAAAAGCGGAAAAAGGCCAUGGGGGGCAACCUGCUCCGAAGACAGCGGCAGAAUCCCAAACGAAAGGAGCCAAGAAAAAGAAGGCAGAGUCCCCCAAGCUAGGACACAGUACAUUUAGCAAACUCUUCAGGCAUAAGGCUGCAAAAGAGACCCAACAGACAACUAAUACCAAAAGCACUGAACAGCAGCCUGUUACCUCUGUAAAAUCAGACAAAAAUGUCCCUUCCUCUCAAGAGCCACAGACAUCUAAGCCAAAUACAAAAGCCCCUGAGCCUGCAGCCCAACAGCAGGUACCGGCCAGUGAAGUCCCCAAAGAGGCAACAAAGGAGAAAGCAUCAUCUACCCCCAUGCCACUGAGCAAGCUCUUUUGGAAAAAGAACGCAUCGGACGAAGCAGAGAUCAUAAGCAACGAAAAAGCAGACGCCUCUUUAGAAGCUGUGACUCCUGACAAAGAAGAGAGGAAAAGCCCCGAAGUCGCAGAAGUGAAACCUAGGCGAGAGGAAAGUAAAACUCCCAAAGCCAACCUGCGCAAGUUCUUUAAGCUG